GGGAAAUGAUUGAUUUUUCAGAUUUACGGGCCUGGUGUUCGCAGUUGGAGAAAGGCGAGCUACAUGUACUGCCCCGGAUGAUCCAGUUAUUGCAUAAGACGCGAAAACAAGUGAAUGCAAGCGUGCUGACAAGUCUGAUCAAUUCGCAUCUCGCAUCGCUUCCACUGAUCAAGGAGCAGCUGCUUCAGUCACUUCCAUCUGCAAACAGUGUACAACCGGUGAUCUCUUCUGUUUUGGCCCGGAACCAGUUAGCGCUUGCUGGCUUAGAUGCUUCGCAUUGUUGUCCCGUUUUCACUGGAAUUUUUUUUUUUCAGAUGGAAGUGGAUGUGAGCAAAGGCGGUCGCUCUCCACGACCACGACGAUCGGGCGGUCAAUCGACUACGGCUCCAUCGCCAGAAGUGGAGCUAUAUAUUCAUUUGCUUGUUCUACUCUAUCUUGUGGAUCAGAAAAAACUCGACGACGCGGAAAAGUGCGUGGAAAUGCUCAUCUCCCGAAUCGAUUACCACGAGAAGCGUUCGCUGGAUUCGAUUGCCGCAAAGGCAUAUUUCUAUUUAUGCCUGAUUUACGAAACGAAAAAUAAACUGGAUCAACUACGAGCAUAUUUGAAUGGCCGUUUACGUACAGCCACACUUCGUCGACAGUACGAUUCACAGGCAGUGCUGAUUGUAUGCCUUCUGCGGGCUUAUUUACUUGGAAGGCACUACGAAGCUGCUGCUAUGCUCGUUUCAAAGGUUAACUUUCACACUUUGCCGCCAUUAUUGAAUUAUACAGCUGCUGCCGGCUAUUUCAUGCAGGCAAUUCGGAAAGCUCCGCAAGAUGCUGCUAUUGGCUUCAAACAAAAUGUGCAGAAAUGGAUUGUUGUGAUAAGUUUAUUGCAAGGCGAAAUUCCAGAACGUUCCGUUUUUCGUGUACCAAUUCAUCGCAAAACUCUUGCACCGUAUCUCGAACUUACCCAA
Messenger RNA from Gongylonema pulchrum, 956 nucleotides. NCBI's taxonomy places the organism in Eukaryota, Metazoa, Nematoda, Chromadorea, Rhabditida, Gongylonematidae. The record is from the annotation of a GenBank genome assembly.